AUGACCAACAAACCAGCUGCUUCAAUCGGGCUGGUUCCCGCUGGAAGGUCAGAGGACCUCAGUGCUGAAGACCAUGAAUACAACAGCUCAGCUUCGACCACUCCAGAAAUGAUGGCUAUGGAGGUUCGGGAGGCUAACAAAGUCUCGAAAAAGAGGACCGCGAUAGUCAUCAGUUGCAUCACUUACAGCACGGGCAUCACGACCUUUCUGGUCGGCGUGGUCACCAUGGCCAUACCUGCAAUCACUGCGGAUUUGCAAUUGCCAUCCAAUCUGGUCCUUUGGCCGGUCACGGUAUACUCGCUCACCUGCGGCUGUACGCUGUUGAUCUGCGGAUCUGUUGCCGACGUGGCAGGGAACUGGCUGAUGUUUCUUCUCGGCUGCUUCCUUCAGGGAAUGUCCACUCUCGCAUGCGGACUGGCCAGGACAGGCACCCAGAUGAUCGUCUUUCGCGCCUUUUCUGGCGUGGCGGCCUCCUUCUGUCUACCAUCUGCCGUGAGUCUGAUCAAUGAGGUGUUCCUACCGGGCACUAUCGGCUGGAAAUGGGGAUUCUUCAUCGCUGCCAUAUCGAACUUCCUCAUGUUGAUUGUGUGUGCCUGGCAGCUCCCGAAGACAUACAAAGACCCUGCCGCAAGCAAUAUCUUGCAGCAUCUUGCAUCUGACAUAGAUUGGGUUGGGGUGGCUUUGGCAAGUGCUGCUCUCGCCAUUAUAUCCUAUACCCUUGCAGCCCUCACAGGCAGUCCAUCCGCCAUCCGACUCCCGCAGAACAUCACUCUCCUCGUCCUCGCCGCCGUGCUGCUCAUCGCUUUUGUGCUUUGGGUAGGCCGCCAGGAACGCCUCAAUCGCCCGGCCUUGAUCCCAAACUCGCUAUGGAAGAACAAAGUCUUCUCAUGCAUCUGUAUCAAUGUCUUCUGCAUCUGGGCUGCGUUCAACGCCUUCGAGCAGUACCAGAAUUUCUUCUUCCAGGAAGUCCAACACGUCAGUCCGCUCGGUGCUGCCGUCCGUUUCCUCCCCGCCCCGAUCGCUGGCGCACUAACCAACGUCGUCGUCGGGCUCAGCGUGCACCGUGUCCGAGCCGACUGGAUCGUCAUCAUGGCCACCAUCCCCUGUGCGCUCGCGUCCUUACUCAUGGCAGUGGCCCAGCCCAGAUGGUCCUACUGGGCGUGUGCGUUCCUCGCCAACUUUCUCAACCCGAUUAGGGCAGAUGGGAUCUUCAUCGUGUCUAAUCUGCUGUAUUAUAACUAUUACUAUUUACCUUUUAGGUAUUCUAGUAGUUAG
Molecule: messenger RNA, 1275 nt
Organism: Aspergillus pseudoviridinutans
Lineage: Eukaryota; Fungi; Ascomycota; Eurotiomycetes; Eurotiales; Aspergillaceae
Exons: 4
Coding region: 1-1275 (424 amino acids)
Biological process (GO): transmembrane transport
Cellular component (GO): membrane
Molecular function (GO): transmembrane transporter activity
Source: RefSeq, a predicted model, not a curated record